UUGAAGGUAAAUAUCGUAUACAAUUGUUUUUCACAGUUCAUUCGUAUCAAAUCUUGUGUAAGGCCAUUGAAUCUUCCAGUCAGCGAUGACUGAAAGGACUAAAGAAUUGACACAUUCGCUUCGUGUGCGUGCUUUUGAUUCAUAGACAGUUUUGCGAUCGGAGACAAUGCUUAAUUUUAUGAGUAUUGCAUAAACAAAUUGUUUUUGCAAACGACAGCUGGGUGUGUUAAAGAGAUAAAUUAGAAAGACACAAAGAGUUUAAGCGAUGGCAUCAGCAUCGAGCAGCAGUGCUAAAAAUCUAUUUAAUGAUUCGAAACGUCGUUUAGCCGAUCGAGUUGCAGGCACCGUGAAUAAUGUCGCUUCCGUUGGACGUCAAAUUGUUCGAGGUUCACGAUCCAAUGAUAUUCUAAUGCAAGCCGCGAAGAAUUUUGCACAACAAGAGGCCACCAUGGAAAAUACCUAUCAAAAUCUAAAGAAAAUGGAAUUGCUGCGCCAGCACAUGGGCUAUCAAUGUGAUUGCAUCAUUGAAAAUUCGCAGAAAAUUGAAUUUCUUAAAGAACAAGUCGAAGCAAUGGAGCGAUGACAUUUCAGAUCUCAUUUAUUUUGUAUGUGAUUGACCGAAAAAAAACCGUAACAUUAAAGUAAUCAUAUGAUAAAACCGU
Molecule: messenger RNA, 662 nt
Organism: Contarinia nasturtii (swede midge)
Lineage: Eukaryota; Metazoa; Arthropoda; Insecta; Diptera; Cecidomyiidae
Gene: BORCS7
Product: BLOC-1-related complex subunit 7
Exons: 2
Coding region: 266-583 (105 amino acids)
Cellular component (GO): BORC complex
Source: RefSeq, a predicted model, not a curated record